This is a messenger RNA of Amyelois transitella, 5322 nucleotides long. Its product is annotated as titin. The transcript has 13 exons. Gene Ontology annotation, molecular function: aldose reductase (NADPH) activity. The record is from RefSeq and is a predicted model, not a curated record. Lineage: Eukaryota; Metazoa; Arthropoda; Insecta; Lepidoptera; Pyralidae. Gene Ontology annotation, cellular component: cytosol. Bases 391 to 3999 code for a protein of 1202 amino acids.
UUAUUUUUUAAUUAUAUAUUUAAUCUGUGCAAAUGAAAUGAAUUAUGAAAAAAAUCCUAUAGAACGUGCAUUGAAUUGAAGACAUUUUGAAAAUAGUUUUUUUUUAUUAUUGUAGUGAUUGAAACUUCAAUUUUAUUUCAUAAAUGUUCAAUAUUUUUUUUUGCAUUUUGUUAUUAAAUUAUCAAAUUGUUUUCUGAAUAUUUUAAUACGGUUGUUUUAAUUGGCCCAAUAUACAAAAGUGUGUGAAAAACAAACAAAAAUUGAGUUAUAGUGUUGCCAUUUUACAAAAAAAUUGGUUACGAACAUAUAAAUGCUGAUAAACAGUUGGGUAUGUGGAUUACAUGCUUUUAAAUAAUACUUUUUAUAUCAAAAUACGAUGCACAAGAUAGCAUGUCGGCUGCAAUCAACUUAUCUCAAGAUAAUAAUAAUGAUUUAAUGGAAAAUGUCGGCCACAGUCGCCUUCUUAAAUUCAUCGUCAAUGGAAAUAAAUUAAAUAAAAUGGCAACACCGGUUUUCAAAAUUGAGUUCGAGAACAUAACCCCAUCUAACAUCGAAAGCGAAGUACCAGGCAAGCAGGAGUUGCGAGAAGGUUACGACGCAACUGUAGAACAAGCCAUGCAAAACUCAACCGUGGCUCUUCACGACAAGGUCGAAAAUCCAAAAGACUAUGUUCUAUCCCCGGUCAUAACAGUGACGAAGCAAGAGGCAGAAUUUACUAAAGGAGAUUUAAAACUGCAAAAAGUUUCCGUUACGGAAAAUAUAUCGGAAGAGAAUCCGAAAAUUCAUUCUGACGUGAUAAAGGAACAUCAACCAGUACGGGUGAUGGAUAAUGAUGGUAGAAUCAGGACUAGGAUUCCAAAACUGAAGCAGGUGGUGGAAGCCAUCAGAGACAGGAGAGGAUUCAGUGAUAAGAAUGAUGAGGUCCCACCAACGAGGCUGAUGCAGAAACGCUCCUCUAUACCAAGACUCAAAGACAGUAGAAUACCACCUCCACUAGACAGGCGUGCCUCUAAAAGUGACAUAAAAGCGGAAACACCCCAACCGGAGGAAGAAUUUGAAAAGAUAUACGACGAAAUUGUUGUUAGCGAACCGAAAGAAAUUAUGGCUGAAAUAGAUAACGUGAAAGUAGAAGACCCAGAAAAGAUUGAAAACAAAUUCGAGGAAAUCAUACACGAUUACGAAGAUAACAAAGUGCAGCCUAUUACUGUAGAUGUGCCUGUUGAAAGGCCGAGAUACUCAAAAAUACCGCUAUCGAAGCGCAAAAGUGAACAAGAAAUUAAAAUACCUAAAGUCGAUGAAAAAGCUAUACCUAAAAAGGAUGAAAAUAAAGUUGAAAAUAUUGAUACGAAGAUACCUAUUCCUAAAGAUGAUCCACAUAGAUCAAUACGAAGUAAAUACAGUUUCGCUAGAAGUAACAGUAAACCGAAUAAUGAAAAUUUAAAUAAAAUUGCUGAUAAUAAUCAGGAUGCAAUAAAUACUCCAAGCGAGAAAAACUAUUUCCAUAAUGAGAUUUCAUAUAUCGAACCUGUAAAAAUGACAACACAAAAAUUAGUUGAAACAAAAAUAGAAGAAGUCGUUAUCAAUAAAAUUGAUACAGCAAAUCACAAAGAAAAAGACAUUGUGAAAAAUCUUGACAAUACAGAAUUAACGAACCCGGAAACAAUAUCUGAAGUAACACAAAACACUCAGCUUGAAUUAGGCAAAGCAAUUGAAACUGUCACGAAAGCUAAUGGAACUAUUGAGAAACAAAAUAGUCAUACAGAUUUAAAUCAAGAUGAGAUUGAGAUUAUGGACGUCAAAUAUACGCCUGGUAAAGUUAGCAGGUUGCUUCAAAGAUUACGAUCUCAGGAAUUUGGUAUUAACAAUUCUGAAUCUAAGAAAGAUAUUAUAAUUGAUGUGCCGAAGAAUAAAUCUAUUCUCUCGAAGAUCGCAAUGUUUGAAAGGCAAGAGUUGAAAGGCGAUGUAACACCCAAAUUGUCAAUUAAGCCGAAAGUUUUAAAAUCAGAUCUAACGAAAGAAAUCCUUGUAGAUAGAACGCCUAUAAUAGUCGAUGAAUUAUUGAAGGAUGAAAAAAAUACUUACUCUCCUGAAAAUGUUAAUAAAAAUAAUGAUUCCUUGCAGUUUGAUAACAACGUUACAAAAGAUUAUAUGGUAGAAAUAGUGGAAAAUAAGGUUAAAUAUCAAGAAAUUCAGAUCAUUGAUACAAACAAAUCAAAAGAUAACAUUAGGGAUACUAAAAUUUUAAAACCCGAAGUAAAUAAUCGAAUUGUUAUUGAUGAACCUAUUCUUGAGUCCACUCCUAAACUGGAUAACAUCCAAUCAGACGACAGUAUUAACGACUUUAACAAAUUAGGAAGUGAGAAAUGGACCAAUAGAGAACUUUUAGAACCACCACCUCCAAGCAUAGAAGAGAAAGUUCCAAGAAGUAUUGUUAUUGAGACAUUAGAACAUAAACCUUCAGAAUAUGAAAUUCAAGCUCCUAUUAUUAUUGAAGAAACAACUUCAAACAAUUCACACGAUGAUAUUUCUGAUAAACUCAAAAAUGAGCCUAAUAACAAUAACAUUAAAAUUGAAAUUCCUAACAAAAAAGAAACUCAAAUAGAGAGAGACAGAGAAUACAAAUCGCUAGAAAUUUAUAAUGAUGUACAUGCAGAUGAAGUAUUUACGAAUGAUGAAGUAGAGAUUAUAAAAAGAGUUAAGGAAAAUGGAGAAGUUAAACGCGAAAGACCAAAGAGUUUAGCAGAAAUGGACCUUGGAGACGCUGUUAAGGGGAAAGUGCAUCAAAUGAUAAUAAGAAUGAAUUCAACUGAGAAAAUUGAGACCAACAAAAAAGUGAUAGACCCUAGAGAGAGGCCGAGGAAAAAAUCUGUGUCCAAAAUCAUAGCUCUGUUUGAGCAGAAAUCCGCUCGGACCGAACCCACGUCCACCCAAAGACCUGUGACGACCAAAAUAACCACUCCACCUCCGGACGCGAACGAUGAGGAGUUACAGGCGAGGAUCACUGAACUAGCCAACGCUAAGUUGGUGCAUGGGAGAGCCGAGAACAUGACCUACAUGGUACUGGGUAAUGGCGUAGAAAUGCCCGUCUUGGCCCUAGGCACCGCUCUGCUGGAUAAACGUCUUGCAAAUCCUGUCGUGAAAGCUGCAAUUGACAUGGGUUACCGUGCCAUAGACACAGCAUAUAUUUAUGGCAAUGAGAAGGAAAUCGGCGAAGCUAUUCGAGCCAAGAUUGAAGAUGGGACUGUGAGACGGGAAGACCUGUUCAUUACUUCCAAGCUAUGGAGUACCUUCCACCGUCGUGACUUGGUGCCUGAAGCAUGUAACGCGUCCCUCAAGGCAAUGGGGCUGAAAUAUUUCGACUUAUAUCUGAUACAUAACCCCAUGUCGUUUAAGGAAGGCUCGGAUCCUGUUCCGAAAAUCGCUAACGUCGUACAAUACUCCACCUCUGACUUUAUGGACGCCUGGUACGGUAUGGAGACUCUUGUCACAAACGGCUCAGUCAAGAGUAUAGGAGUGAGCAAUUUCAAUACUAAUCAGGUCCAGAGAAUCCUGGAUAAGGCUAAGAUCAAGCCGGUUAUCAACCAGGUGGAAUGCCACCCAUACUUGAGUCAAGACGAACUCGCCAAGUUUUGCUCAUCCAGGGACGUGAAGCUCUCUUGUUUCGGGGUUUUGGGGUCAAAAGGUACCCCCAAAGAGUACACCAGCGGUGUUCCAGCAGUCAUCGACGACCCCAUGGUAAAAGUCAUGGCGGCAGGCCUUAAAGUUUCUCCUGCUCAGCUGCUGAUAAGGUACCAAAUAGACAGUGGUCACGCGGUCGUGGUGAAGGCAUCAACAGCUUCUCAUCUUUGGGAGAAUUUGCAGGCGCUUUUGGUAACACUCACCUCUGUUGAGGUCAACGGCCUUAACGCAUUGAAUAGAAACAGGAGGAUUUUCACAUUUAAGGGAAUGGGCGACACCCACCGCAAUUACCCCUUUAAACCCACCCCUCUACUCCUUUAAUUCGGGGGGAUUUUUUUGUGACAUUUUUCUUUUAUAAUUAAGAUUAUUUUCAUGAUUUUUUUAUCGUCUCAUUGACAUCAAUUAAUUCCUUAAUGCAUUAACACUAUGCUUGUGUUUUGAAUUUUUAGUUUUAAUAAUUAAUGUGAGGAUGAUUUCUUUAAUACUUAUUACUCAAACAAAUCGUGUUUCUCGAUCGAAAUUCUUAUAACGAGUUUUGAAACAAAAGAUUCAUAUGAAUUAUCUAAAGGCCUCAAGUAAUAAAUUGUUUUUUUAAGACGUUUACGCUCAACAAUUUGCAAACACACACACAUCUUACAACACACUAUCUACUCGUAAGUACUUACAAAGUUAAGUUGAUCUAAGAUUCUUUGUCAGGCGUUUCAGUGUCUAAAAUUAAGUGUUUAAUCCUAAAAAGCUGUAAACCUAUUGAUGUUAGGAAUUAGCAAUUUGCAAAUUUAUUUUCAAUGCAUCUUUAUGAUCUAUACUCAAUUUUAUUAUUAAAUCACCACUUAUAACAUUUAGGGUAAGUUCAUAUCGAAGACAUUUACAAAAUGCUUUUAAAUACACUUGCAAAAUAAGUUUAUAUUAAUUUUGGACGAUGUUAUUGAUUGUAACCUUAAGUGUCGUGAUGAAACCUGCACAUUCAGGCAACUGGAUGUAUAACCAUGAUCGAUCCAAUACGGGUCAGGUUCCCCUGCAAAGGUUGCGGAGAUCAGACGGGAGUCGCUUCGUGUAAAAACCUGACUCGCCCAAUCCAGGAUCCACGGUCAAAGGCAUACCCCGGGCUCCUCUCCGGAGUGGUGAGGAUGCAACCGGGACUAAAGACAGGAGAAAGAAAAAGUGUAUACCUUAAGUAAAUAAAUAAAUAAAAUGCGAGGCGACAUUUUAAUAAAGCUACCUAAUGCAAUUUGUAUAAUUCUAAUGAUAACAAGUAAUUUUUAUUAAUUAUUACUCGCUGUAAAAUGUCGCGUCCUCUCUUGUCUCGGUAUGAACUAGCCCUUAUAACACAAAGUCGCAUUGGACAUAAUUUUUGCUAUAACUCAAUUAUGAUAAAGUUCUUUAUUUUAAUGUUACUAGCUUACACCCAACGCUCCACCCGUAAAUGAAAAAUUGUCCUCCUAAAUCUUGUAUUAAGAUUUUUUUUUGUAAAAGGAUAUAUAAGUAUGAUACUUUCGUAUGUCCUUUAAUAUCUUUACAAUUGUGAAUUAGUAAUAAGCGAUUUACUUAAUGUAAGUUUUUUUAAGAAAUGAAUAUUGUCAUUCGCUUUUGAAUUGUAAUUUUGAAUGAAUAAAUGACUUGCUUUAAAUUUUUUUAUUUCAACCA